Mycena indigotica is the source of this 2442-nucleotide messenger RNA. RefSeq names its product 60S ribosomal protein. The coding region runs from base 1 to 2442 and encodes 813 amino acids. The record is from RefSeq and is a predicted model, not a curated record. NCBI's taxonomy places the organism in Eukaryota, Fungi, Basidiomycota, Agaricomycetes, Agaricales, Mycenaceae. The transcript is spliced from 9 exons.
AUGGAUUCAAGUUCCUGGCCGGCAUUCUCUCGUGAAGGCCAAGAUAAAAUCUUUCACCCAGUCAUUGAGCAUGGUGCCGUGACCGCCACAACACUCGUAAACGACAACGGGCGGCUUGUUUGGUCUAACCUGCUGAAUUCAGAUUUGAAACGAGCACUGCGUGCAGGGCCGCCUACACUGGUUUAUCCUGCGACGCGUCUUCCGCCAGUUUCAGAACAUCAAAUUGGCAUUCGCCAGCAGGCAGAGCAAGGAGCGAAUUUCUUGCGUAUGGAGUUACCUGACGUUGAUGUAGCUGCGGACCUCAUAAGAGGCAAACUCACUGAAGCGGCAAAACUUCAGCAAGAGUGGGACAUUUUCGAUCCACUUGUGGGAAAUCAACUCGAUUGUGUUCACGGGCAAAAUCUUGCCGUGCUUGCAUUCCCUACUGGCGAACUUGGCCGCGACCUCAAUCUUUCGCCUCUAACCCGACAAACUGGCAAAUGGGAAUUCAAGCCGUUUGCGCAAGCAACACAGUCAUACGACACCCCAAUUCUUCAAAUAUCGGCCAUUCGAACGGCGGAGUCAAAGCUUGAGCCAUAUAUCGCCGUUCGCACUUUUGGAGGAACCUCGUUAUUAGAAAUCGGCGUCGAUAAUGGCCAAUUGUCGACCAUGGAGUCAGAUACCAUCAGGUCGUCAAGCACUGGAGAGAAGCCUGUCGUCGAUGUGCAGCUAUAUUCCCCUAGCCAUGUCCAUCUGGUCAACAGUAGCGGCAUAGUCUAUCAGUGGGACCCCAGCUUCGGCAGCACAACAUCAGAGAUUUUCACCUCUGAUCAGAUCAAGUCCGAUAUCUGGCGCUUAGGGUUAACCAAUGACCCUGAUGUUUUUCUCUUGAUGUCAAAGAGUAACCUGACGAUGGUAGAUUCAAGGACUUUUCAAGUCGCCCAAACCGUCUACGAUACCUCAUCGAACGAAGUUUUGACUGCAAUGGAAACACAUUUUUCUGAUGUUUUUCGAAUUUGUACAAGCAAUCAAGCUCUGUGGAUAGACCGCCGUUAUACUAAACGGCCACUCGUGGCGUUCAAGCAUGGUAGAGCAUUUGACCGCUCUAUGGAACUGAAUACUGUCUUAAUGGAUGAUGGGCCACUGACUAUUCUUUCCUCUCGUAAACAUGGCUUAUUGACGGUGUACGAUGUUGAUGUAUCUGGCAACACAAUCAGAGAGGUUCAUGCACCAUAUGCCUUGACGGCUUCUGCUGGUGGAUAUCAAAAAGGACAUUUCUUUCUAGGCGACUCCACUACGGCAACAUACUUCAGAUUAUCAGACACUGGCUCUAUCCAGGCCUUCAACCUGUCUUUCGACGUUCCCACCAAUGUUUCGUAUACCUGGUCAGAGGAUGUCACGCGGUUGCACUUGGACUCAGCCUACCUCAAGGAUGAGUUCAGCGAUCCUGCCCCACCUGCUGAGGAGACCAUGCUCGACAUGCGUCAGGUUUACAAACGAUUCCUACGAGAACCUCAAGAAACGAGAUCUGAGGAAGAAAUUGCAGAAAGUUUUUAUGACCUCGUUGAGAGGGCGUCCUCCUUUUGGCAAGAAAUGAACGAGCCUGUUGAUCACAUCCUUACAUCCUACGAUAUUCUUUUCCGUUCUGGCGAGGAGCCCAAUCAGUCCAGCCGAGCCGAUUUUUUGGCUGAAAGCGUGCUUAAAACUAAAAGAGGAUUUCGUUCUUUCUCUCAGGGUCGGGUGUCGUCCAGCGCACUACAAAAAGACGCGCCAUGGGUGCAUGAUCUCAGCCAAACCUUGAAUAAACUGGACGGGGAAUUCGGCCCUGAUAUUCGCUCACUUACUGAGGUCCACCUCAGUCGAUUCGAUCUGAAGGCUGACCCACAGCGGUCGAUCGAAUCGGAGCGACGUGAAACGACUGCACGCGAACAACUAGCCCUCGACCUCGAAUUGUCGAGACAUAUAUAUUCUCCUCACGCAUUUGCAUCUCCUUCCAGCGAUUUGGAGUCUAUGGCCCAAACAUUAUCUCUCGAAGACAAGACUGAAUUUGGAUAUUUACGUCCUAUCUUAAAGGAAGAGGACAGUCUACGGCUCCCAAAUGCGGUACGGCUUAUUACACGGGACUGGGCUGUUGGGCAAGACCCUUCUCAUUUUGUUUUCCGCGAACGCUCCGACAUGGUGGACGAAGAGCAUUCGCCUAAACAGCAGCGGGUGCGGAUUGAGGAUUUUAAAAUCGAAUCCCAAAAGCCGCCAACGCUUGUUGUCGCCUCUUCUCAGAGGCCCGCAGUUGCGGCUAGCCAGCCAGUACAACCUUCGAUAAUGUUUGGAAGUCAACCCAACAUGGAUAUGGACUUUGGACUUGCGGGAGUUAGUCAGGAUUUCAUGGCGAGCACGCAGCCUAUGCCUGGUGUGUACGGAGGACGACCAAAAAAGCCGGUUAAGAAACGAGUAGGAGGAUUUUAG